AUGGUUUAGCGUUGUCGUAAAUAUAGCAGGAAGUCAAGACGUACCACUUUACGAUACCAACAUUCUAAUGCACGUGGGAAAUGUUGCGAAGAAGCCUCAAAAGAUCAGCACAAAAUGAAGCUUCAGCAGCUCAUCAAGGGACUGGUACACAUGCUAGCGAAGUGAAAAAGACAGCAAAAGUACUUGGUAGUAGCAAAGACAAAGAUGAAGCAGAAAAUGUUCUAGAGAAACUAGUGCUUGGUGGAGAGAGUGAAAUCGUAGAAAAGCUUCAGCCGAAAUCUGCAAAAACAAAACCUAAGUCAAAGGAUUUCACACAGGAGAAAAAAGCAGCAUGGGAAGAUGAAGAUGAUCUCACUGAAAGUGUCAACCUAACAAAAGAUAGGAGGCAUGCAGUUUUGAGUCAUGGAGAAAAGAAGAUCACUGGAGAUUCUUUUCAACAGAGAUUGAAAAACCAGUUUGAAAAAGUAUCUGGAACACCAGCAUGGGCCAGGCUGAAGUCGGGAGAUGAAGAGUCAGAUGGAGCUGAGGAUGACCCAGAGGCAGCACAGUUGUUACAGACGACAGGGGAUUACCUAGCUCCUUCAGAGUCACUGCCCAAGGGGGUCAUACAGAUCAAGAGAUGUAAAGAUGCCAACAGUGAAUGCCCCUCACAGGGUAAAGUUAAGUCUGUGGAAUUUCACCCCACUGCACAAGUCAUUCUUACUGCGGGGAUGGACCAAAGGUUACACCUGUUUCAGGUGGAUGGCAAGAACAACCCCAAAAUUCAAAGUCUUUUUAUGGAUCGUUUUCCCAUUCACACAGCUCACUUCAGCAGGACUGGAGAGGAAGUCAUCAUGGGUUCUAAACACAAAAAUUUCUAUUACUAUGACAUGAUAGCUGGGAAUGUUGGCAAUAUUCCACAGAUAAAAGGUAUUGAAGAAAAUGAUAUGAGCAGAUUUGAAAUGUCUCCUGAUGGAAAAUUUAUAGUUUUUCUUGGGAAAUAUGGUCACAUGCAUUUGAUAUCAGCAAAAUCAAAAGAAUGGCUGAGUAGUUUAAAAAUGAACGGCACAGUGGAUUCAGUAACAUUUUCUCCAGAUGGAAGGAGAAUGUACUCUAUAGGAGAUGAAGGAGACGUUUAUGUAUGGGAUAUGACUACAAGAGACUGUAUUCAUCGCUUUAAGGAUGAGGGCUGUGUUCAGGGCACAGCUAUAACUAUGUCCAAGAAUGGGCAGUAUUUAGCUUGCGGGUCCUACAGUGGUGUUGUGAAUAUCUAUGAUGAAUCUUAUAUGAAUUCUGGUUAUCCUAAACCUGUGAAAGCCAUAAUGAACUUAGUAACUCCCUGCACCAGUGCAGUGUUCAACUCCACAUCAGAGCUCAUGGCCAUCACUUCAAAUUAUGCUGAGAGAGCGAUAAAACUGGUCCAUUUCCCAUCAAUGACAGUAUUCUCCAACUUCCCUGACAAGGCAGACAGCCUCAGGAUCCCUCUUGCUAUGGAUUUCUCCCUGAACAGUGGCUACUUUGCUGUGGGCAACCACAGAGGACAAGUGCUACUUUACAGAGUAAAGCACUAUGGGAAUUACUGACAAGUUUAUCUACACUUGGAAGAAGAAAGUUGUGAAUUGUGACUUAUCCGAUGUUUCAGAGCUAUUUCUUUGGCAUCAUCCAGUAGUAAGACUCUCAGGUUACAGUGUUUUGGCUGGGCAAAGCAUGUGACAUUUAGUAUCAUUUCCUGGCAAUGCUUGCACUGCUACAGAUGCUCCCAAACUGAAGGUGCUUUGGAAGACAUACAGACAAUGGGAUGAAUCCAAGGAACAUUAUACAGAAUUAUUAAUUUUUAUUUAUAAAUCAUGUGUUUCAGGUAUUUACUAUCAUUUUGCACAAUAAAGUCAUUCUCGGACCUGAGACCAGCAAAAGUGUGGCGUUUUACUGAAAUGCCACAAUGAUGAAAAGUUAAAGUAUAUGUAUCAAGAUCUUACGUAAAUUUGCAACUUAGCAUAUUGAAGGGAAUUGUUACCAAAGGGAGACUGGGGUCAUGUAAGGAUCU
Lingula anatina is the source of this 2023-nucleotide messenger RNA. Its product is annotated as U3 small nucleolar RNA-associated protein 18 homolog. Lineage: Eukaryota; Metazoa; Brachiopoda; Lingulata; Lingulida; Lingulidae. Gene Ontology annotation, biological process: rRNA processing. Gene Ontology annotation, cellular component: small-subunit processome; Pwp2p-containing subcomplex of 90S preribosome. Gene Ontology annotation, molecular function: protein binding. The record is from RefSeq and is a predicted model, not a curated record.